GUCGAAUAAAUGGUUGCUGCCUGCUGAUUGCUGUGAGCAGGGCUCCACCUGAUGCAGGUCGCAGGGUGCAGCUCAUAUGUAAAGCUCCGAAUCACAAAGAACAGGCAAUGCCGCACCCAUGUGACGUUAGGAUUUGCUGGUGGGCCUUUAAUCGCUUGCUGCAACAAUGGCGGCUUCAUGCCAGCAUGCCCCUGUCUUGUGCUCAACUUACGUAAGAAAGGAUUCAGCGGCAUAUGAUUGCAGCCGUCGUAGUUACAAAAGAAGGUGAUUCCCUGCAUUGAACACCGGCUUUUGAGAAUCUUUCCAGGUUGCAAGGGUCUCUGAAAUUAAGGUUUCUGACAAGUCAGCUCAAUAACAUUUGCGACUGAGUUUGUGUUGGAAUUUGUGUGGCAGGCCUUCCCAGCAUUUAGAGACUUGUGAGAGACAAGUGAGAGGACACAUGAAGUAUAUAGACGAAAUGAGAGUCCCAUCAUGUCAGGAUAUUAAAUCCUGGAUGGAGCUAAACUCCCAUAAGCAAGAAACGUUCAUCCCCUUUGCGAAACCUCACGUUGAGACCUUCGCUGCGAACCUGAACCAGGAUUACAGCUGAUCUUUUGUGAUGCUGAGUCUGGCAACUAACUACUGAAGAUCUCAAGCCACAUGGCAGAGGAUCCGCCCCCAAUGACGGACUCUCAAGACUCAGGAGAGAGGCGCCUCAAGGCCCUAGGUUACAAGCAAGAGCUCCGCAGAAAGUUGAGCCUCUUCAAGAUUGUUGCAGUCGCUUUCUCCACCAUCGGUCUCUACACCGGAAUCACCCCCCUGUACGGUUUCGGCCUUCUUAAUGGCGGGGCCGUGGGCGUUGUCUGGGGCUGGCUCGUUGUGUGUUUCUUCAUGAGCUUUGUCGCCCUCGCUAUGGCGGAGAUUUGUUCGUCAUACCCGACUACCGGCUCCCUCUACUUUUGGGCCGCUCACUUGGCCGGCCCCGCAUGGGGUCCCUUUGCCGCGUGGCUCACCGCUUGGCUUGAAGCCGUCGGUCUCACCGUCUCCGUCGGAGCUCAGUCCUUUUGCGCCGCGAAAACCGUUCAGACCCUCAUUCUUCUGCUAACCGGCACGCACAAGCACGGCGGCUACCUCGCGCCCAAACCCAUCUUCCUCGCCAUCUACGUAGCGCUCAUCCUGGUCUGGGCGUGCAUAAAUACGCUAUCGAUCGAGGCCAUAGCGUACAUGGACGUUGUGGGCGUAUGGCUUCAGGUGGUCGCGGGCGCGGCAAUCGUCGCGGCGCUGCCGCUCGUGGCUGUGACACGUCAGUCCGCGGCGUUCGUUUUCGGAAAUUUCGAGACCCAUGCUGACGUCACGGGGGUGCAGAGCCCGGCGUACUCGCUCGCGCUGUCGCUCCUCAUGAGCCAGUUCUCAGUUUACGGCUUUGACGCUGCCGCGUAUUUGACCGAGGAAACGGAGCGCGCCGAUGUGAAUGGGCCGAUGGCCAUUCUGCUUAGCCUGGGUAGCAUCUCCGUCUUUGGCUGGAUGUACAUCCUCGCACUCACCUUCAGCAUCCAGGGCGACCCGGCCCGGCUGUUUAGCCCAGACAACGAGACGGCAGGUGCGUUCGCCCCGGCGCAGAUCUACUACGACGUCUUUCAGGGCCGCUUCGGGAGUGCGGCGGGCGCUUACGUCAUCCUGUGCGUCAUCCUGCUUUCCUUCUUCUUCUGUGGCGCGAGCAUACUCACGAGCGCGUCCCGAGUGGUUUACGCGUUUUCCCGGGACGGCGGCCUCCCGGGCUCCCGUUACUGGCGGCAGAUCCAUCCCCGGUUACAGUCCCCGGUGCACGCGGUCUGGCUGUGCGCGUUUAUCGCCAUUCUAGUUGGCGUCCCCGUCCUCAAACUGGAUGCGCUGUUCACCGCCAUCACUUCGAUCUCCACCGUCGGAUGGGUCGGCGGGUACGCUGUUCCCAUCUUCUUCCGACUGAUCCAACCUUCGUCCAAAUUCGAGCGAGGGCCUUUCCACUUGGGGUCCUUCAGUCGUCCCGUUUGCUUUCUCGCUUUCUCAUGGAUAUGUUACACAUGCACAGUCUUUCUACUGCCCACAAGUUUCCCGGUUCGGGUAGCAAACCUCAAUUACGCCCCCAUAGCCCUGAGCUUUGUCGUAGCUUUCUUCAUGGUCUGGUGGAUCAUGGAUGCGAGGAGGUGGUUUAGGGGCCCCAUAAGGGUCGAAGGUUUAGAACCAUUGUUGAGGACUUCCGAACCUGGUUGACAAAGAUAUGAGCAAUUCUGGCCGCCAAGGCUGUACGCUCUUGCACGCGGCCAGCCCACGGAAGCACUGCAGUGCCAGUCGAGGU
Klebsormidium nitens is the source of this 2314-nucleotide messenger RNA. Lineage: Eukaryota; Viridiplantae; Streptophyta; Klebsormidiophyceae; Klebsormidiales; Klebsormidiaceae. The record is from the annotation of a GenBank genome assembly.